AUGGAGUAUGGGCUUGGUGAAAAGCCAUCACAAGGAGGAGAUGUGUAUAGCUUUGGAGUGAUGUUGUUAGAGCUCUUGAGUGGGAAAAGCCCAAUGGACGCUAGCUUCGAAGGAGAUCAAAAUCUAAUAUCAUGGAUCAGUUAUGGGUUUCAAAGUAAUGCAAUUAUGGAAGUGAUUGAUCCUAAACUUACGGGGCUCAUCGAUGUUUCUGGUGCACAACUUAAUGAAAAACUUGAUUGCCUUAAGAAAACUAUUGAAGUUGGCUUGGCUUGUACUUCGUACGCAGUUGGCGGACGGAUGAACAUGAGAGAUGUGCUACGCUCAUUGAAAGAGGCCAAGGACAUGCUUAUCAAGGGAAACUAA
Messenger RNA from Eruca vesicaria subsp. sativa (arugula), 363 nucleotides. NCBI's taxonomy places the organism in Eukaryota, Viridiplantae, Streptophyta, Magnoliopsida, Brassicales, Brassicaceae. The record is from the annotation of a GenBank genome assembly.